AUGUCGCACUAUGCGGCUCUAAAACAUGUUUUUAGGUCAUAUCUUGUAUCUAUUUGUCUUUUCAUUCCUUUAGUGUUGCCCAUCCUGGGGAGUGGUGAAGAUGAGAAGAUCGCGUCCAGACUUACUGGAAAUCAAUGGGUUUACCUUAUUAUUGCAGAUUCCGUCCUUCUUCUUUUCGCCGCGCUCUUCGCCGGGCUGACCUUAGCUUUACUUGGACUUGACACCCUUUCCCUCGAGAUCAUCGCAGACAGCGGCUCCGAGCCGGAUAAGACCUACGCGCGGAAGAUUUUGCCGAUCCGAAAGCUCGGCAAUCAACUGCUGUUUACUUUAAUCUUGGGAAAUGUUAUGGUGAACACGCUCAUCACCCAAAUCACCGAUUCACAUAUCCGUGGUUGGUUUGCCACCAUCAUCGCAACCGCGCUUACAACAUUAGGUGGUGAAGUCAUCCCCCAGGCACUCAUGUCUGCCCACGCCCUCAAUGUUGGUUCAAAAUCGGUUCCGGUAGUGAAGUUGUUUGUUUUUCUUUUUUAUCCCGUGUGCAAACCGUUGAGUAUGGUGAUGGACAAGCUCAUCGGCACCGAUCCUGGGCAAAUUUAUGAACGCAAUGAGCUGAAAAAGCUCAUGUUCAUGCAUGCGGAGCAGAGCACCGAAACGGGUAUUGGCGCUGGUGAGGCGGAUCUGAUGGUUGGUGCGAUGGAGCUCUACGAGAAGACCGUGAUGGAGGUGAUGACGCCAAUCAGCGAUGUGCUGAUGCUCGAGGCCCACGAAAGGCUGAACGAGGAGCUUAUACAAUUGAUUUCUGACCGUGGCCACAGUCGAAUUCCGGUUUACCAAACCAACAAGAACAACAUCAUCGGGGUCCUUUUUGCCAAGGAUUUGUUGAUGACCAACCCCCAGGAGAACACCCGAAUUUUGCUGCUUGUGAGGUUCUACAAUCGUCGCUGCCAUAUUGUGCCCUCGGAGACCAAACUUAUCACCAUGCUCAAAUAUUUUCAGACCGGAAAAACCCAUAUCGCACUUGUCCAGGAGGUCCAUCAGUCCUCCCACGGCGACCCUUUCUACGAGGUCAAAGGCCUGAUCACGCUGGAGGAUAUUAUCGAAGAGCUAAUUCAUAGCGAAAUAUUCGACGAGUAUGAUUAUGACCCUCAUCAACAAGUAGUAAACCAGACGGUGGUGAAUUGCACGGUGAAUAAUUUGCCCAAACGAGUCCACAUCGGCAUCACCUCGAGGUGCAGCCGCCAGGUUCAGCUCAACGAAAAUGAGAUGCGGGCCUCCGCACUUUUCUUGUGUGAAUCUUUGCCAGAGUUGAAGACGGCGGACGCGGAGGGGUUGAUGAAUCUUCUGUGUAAUUACUCAACAGUGUAUCGCGUGCGGGCACCAAAGGAUGCUCGCGGGAUGGAGAACCUUGACAAGCAAAACGUGUGGUUGUAUCGCGAGGGUGCGGCGUCGUCGGUGUUCACGCUGAUCAUCGCCGGACGUGUGGAGAUCUUCGCGGCGAAAGGGAUCGUCUUCGAAAUGGGAAGCUGGUCACUACUUGCCGCUGAUGCCAUUACAAAUGAUAACUUUAUUCCUUCCUUUAGCUGCCGUGUUGUGCAAAACAGCACUUUGAUGCAAAUCACACGUGACGACUUUAAAGCUAUCCUGACGUUUUCCAAUAAACCCCCGAUUGAGUAA
Messenger RNA from Phytomonas sp. Hart1, 1674 nucleotides. The record is from the annotation of a GenBank genome assembly. Lineage: Eukaryota; Euglenozoa; Kinetoplastea; Trypanosomatida; Trypanosomatidae.